Molecule: messenger RNA, 2713 nt
Organism: Mycena citricolor
Lineage: Eukaryota; Fungi; Basidiomycota; Agaricomycetes; Agaricales; Mycenaceae
Source: the annotation of a GenBank genome assembly
CGAGAGUGUGCAAAGGCAAUUGGGCACUGUCAAAGGGUGUCAGCCCUCACUUGUUACGAUAGGAUCAUUGAUGGGAUCAGCUUUGACUUCGCACACCUCCUCCAUGUCAACCGAAUGCGAAGAUUAUUCGAAGGGCAGGCUCGCGUUCUGCCUCAAGCGCGUCUUCAGAAAACUCUUGAAUUAUCUGGAGCUCCCCUUGAAUCCAUGUGCCGACCGAUCUUGCCAGUGUCCCAGGCCAGGACUCACCCAAAGAACAACGGCUUCUGCGAUGUGUCUGCACGGGACAGCGUUUCAGCUCUCUAACAGUCAAGCUGGCACAACACCUAUCACGCAUAAAGUCGUUAAUCUGAUCGCAUCGAAUACACCUACGACUGGAGAAGUCGGGAUAUCCUUACCACGCUGACGGAACGUCAUCGACGCACGGCCGCCCGAACGAUUGCUGCAUGUGCACAGUCAAGACGAGACAGGGCAAUUAUCCGGGCCAGACCCUCUCACUGAUGUCCUAUGAUGCUCUCAUUCUGAUGCGCGGCUCAGAGGUUGCUUAAAUUGAGGGCCCUCGAGCCGGGAUGAAUCAUCGUUCCGAGUUUCGUUUUCCUUUCGUCUCGUCUCGCCUCGUCUCUCUCUUCCUCAAUGCCGUCGCCUACACGCAUCUUCGCCCUCACGGCACUCUUCCUCUCUGCUACUGCAAGCACCAUCAUCCCCCCCGGCCACCGAGGCACCUUCAACCAAAGCAUCGCGGACCCUCCUCCUGCGCCACAGACCCAAUCCAGCACGAUCAUCAACACCACGACUCUGGUGCAGCCCCAGAAGGGCGGCCCGGCGGUCCAUGAUCUGCCCAGUGCUAAUGUCCCGCCCGUGACCGUGACCGCUCUCGACGGAACCGUGACCAAUGCCACUGUCGCGGACGCCGUGAAGCUGAGCGCCGACUCGCACAGCACUCGCCGCAGCUACAACACCCGCCGCGGAAACGUCGGACGGUUCAACCGCCGCGAAGAUGGAUUCAAAGAGAUCUUCGCUGGACUGCCCGCCGGACAGAAGGACGCGUCGAUCGAAGGGCUGGCAUAUCUGACGUACACUGUUGUGCCCAACUCGACGUACAACGUGGAUGCUUGCCUGAAAUGGGCACAAGGCAUACCCGGUGCUGUCUUUGUCAACCUCUACUACGAAUUCAACAACUACCUCCUCGACUUUGUCUUCAGCGAAAAGUCGAACCUCAAGUGCGCUGCCUACGGUGACAUCCACAACGCUACCGAGAAGACCAACUUUGGCGGCCAGGCAUCUUACCCGACUGUUGCAUGCCAGACCACUCCUCUGACGCGCAUCGAGCAGAGCAGCGGAUGGGGUCUCGACAGCCUCAUUGAGCCUGACUCUCCCGAGGGCUACGACCCCGUCUUUGGGCCCACCAACGGCGCCAACAACGCUCCUGGCUACAUGGGCUUUGCAUUCCUCGACCAAUACGACGUGAACGCCUGUGCUCAGCUCUGCAAUGGCCGCGGAGCUGACCCUGUCGGCGGAGGAUGCGCCUACUUCAACAUCUGGCGUGCGGUCGUCAGCGGUGUCCCGACCACAUACACCUGCUCGAUGUACUAUAUCGUUGCCGAUGAGUCGACAGCUGUCAACUACGGCCAGGGCGAUCUCGUCGUGACCUACUCCCGCGGCUACAAGCGCAAGUCUCUGCUCCCCGACGGCGGUUUCGAGGGCUACACCGGCUGCACCGACUUCUGCUUCACGCUCUCCGACUCGAACUGGGUCGGCACUAGCGCCUCGGGCGGCUCUAACGACGCGACGAUAUUCCACUUCAACGCGUACGCUCAAACCGGCAAUUCCGUCGCUCUGCUCGGUGCUGCUUUUGGCGAUAAUGCUGAGGCUGGAACGCUCGCCCCGGCUCAGGCCCUCUCGACCAAGUCGGGUGUGUCCUAUGUCAUCCAGUGCUUCAUGAAUUCAGCCUUCUCGGCUCCGUCGCUGGAGGCCUCUGCGCAUGUCGAUAUCACCUGGAACGGGCCAGGUCGUCGGCACGUUCUCGGGCUACAGCGCCGGGUGGAAGUUUGUCGAGGCCACUGCAACGGGAACUGGCAGCGACAAGCUCGCUUUCGUCGGUGGAUCUGCACCUGCAUGGAUCUUCAUCGAUAACUGCUUCGUUUACGAGGGCACCAACGCUUAGACGCGUUCGACCGUUUCUUACGAUAGACGGCAUUGACGACCUGACCCGAUCUAUGUACUACUCAUAGAGAUCCACUAUCUUUACCACCAUCCACUCUCUUUAUCUCUGUUGCUACACUCAUCUACACUCUAAUCUGGGACUCGGGGGCUGCGCAUGACCUACUCUGUAGUUUUCGAACAUCUUACUGGAACAAGUCUGGUUGGACGAGCGAGCUAUCGCCCGUCAAAUGCCUUGAGGCGUGAUGAAUCGUCGAGGUCCGCUUUGGCUCGUGAAGAUUACCGUGUGAUCACAGUCCAAACUCGUCCAUUUCAGGCGCCAGACUUGCCGGACCCUCCCCUGCCCUCCCUCAGAGCAUGAACUUACCGGCAACUACAGAUACGAAAAAAGCCGCGCCAGAAGAGGUCGGAGGGCGGUUCCGGAACCCGGCGAGGGGAUUUGUACGGAUAAGAUUCCGAUUCGGGGCCUCGAGGCUUCAGCUUCAAACAGUUACGACACCCCCUGACGUGUCAUCUCGGAGCACAGCGUUAACCGGCGUUGACAAGCAGCUGGGAC